Molecule: messenger RNA, 873 nt
Organism: Talaromyces amestolkiae
Lineage: Eukaryota; Fungi; Ascomycota; Eurotiomycetes; Eurotiales; Trichocomaceae
Exons: 4
Coding region: 1-873 (290 amino acids)
Source: RefSeq, a predicted model, not a curated record
AUGCGUUGCACUUUUUCAGCCGCUGUCGUAUUCGCCUUGGUGGCCGACGUCUAUGGUCAUGGUGUCCUUACCCAAAUUCAGGGCGCCAACGGUGUUAACAUGCCUGGCUUAUCGGUGAUUGACGGCACUCCACGCGAUUGCGCCACCCCUGGCUGUGGCGCUGAGGCCGAUACCUCUAUCAUCCGCCAGAACGAGCUAGGAAGCAACAAAGCCUCUGCUCUGGGACGUACUAAUGGAGGUGGUCCUGUUGAUGCAGCGGCUGCCAUCUCCACAUUCAUGACUGGUUCAGCAGGUGGCUCUACUACAGGAAAACGGGGCCUCUUGGGUAACUUGCUUGGUGGAGGUAAUUCCAAAGCUGGUGCGGGGACUAACUCGCAAGGCACUUCGACCAAAAAUGCGCCUGUCGAAGGUGGUGUCAAGGCUGCUGCAGGCACUGGUGCUACAAGUGGCUUGCCUACGUGUUCCGACAACGGAACCAUCAGCUUGACCUAUCAUCAGGUGAACCAAGAUGGAGCCGGCCCUUUGACCGCUAUGAUCGAUCCUACCUCCGGUGGGACUGACCCAAGUGCCUUUAAGCAAGCUACUGUCACCCAAGAUGUCCCCGGUGAUAAGCUCGGGCUUUCUCUCGCGAAGACUGAGGACUUUCCUAUCACGGUUCAAAUGCCCCAAGGUAUGACUUGCUCCGGUAGCGUGGGCGGUGCUAGUAAUGUAUGCAUUGUUCGUGUCAACAAUAAUGCUCUUGCUGGACCUUUUGGUGGAUCUGCCGCAUUCACAAUGUCCUCGGCCGCGAAAAAGAGAGCAGUCGACUACAAUUUGAGCAAACGUCAUAUGGCUCGCGGKAUCCUCAAGCGCGCUGAGGAGGAGGKGGAGUAA